Molecule: messenger RNA, 641 nt
Organism: Phodopus roborovskii (desert hamster)
Lineage: Eukaryota; Metazoa; Chordata; Mammalia; Rodentia; Cricetidae
Gene: Cxcl9
Product: C-X-C motif chemokine ligand 9
Exons: 4
Coding region: 75-449 (124 amino acids)
Biological process (GO): cellular response to lipopolysaccharide; chemokine-mediated signaling pathway; antimicrobial humoral immune response mediated by antimicrobial peptide
Cellular component (GO): extracellular region
Molecular function (GO): CXCR chemokine receptor binding; chemokine activity
Source: RefSeq, a predicted model, not a curated record
CCCAGGAACAUGUUCUCUAAAGACAUUCUUCGACUUGAAUCCGACACAGUGAUUCAAUAGAACUCUGCUCUGCCAUGAAGUCAACUGUUCUUUUUCUCUUGGGUAUCAUUCUCCUGGACCAGUGUGGGGUUCAAGGAACCCUAGUCAUAAGGAGUCAUCGUUGCUCCUGCAUCAGCACCAGCCGAGGCUCGAUCCACUACAGGUCCUUAAGAGAUCUCAAACAGUUUGCCCCCAGCCCUCAUUGCAACAAAACUGAAAUCAUCGCUACACUGAAGAGUGGUACUCAAACCUGUCUGAACCCAGAUUCGGCAAAUGUAAAGAAGCUGAUAAAAGAAUGGGAGAAACAGAUCAGCCAAAAGAAGAAGCAAAAAAGGGGGAGAAAACAGCAAAAGAACAAGAAAACUGGAAAAGCUAAAAAACCCAAAGGUCCUCAUGCAAAGACUCCCUAAGAGACCACUUUACCAACAAGUGCUCUGAGUUUAAAUGGCUUUUAGAGGAUACUGAAAUGCCUUCGGUGGGGAGUGGGCUCUAGCACAAACUCAUGAAGUUGGUUAGAAAUAUAAAGCAUGAUUUUAAAAGUAUAACUAAUGCCAGAAAGCUAAUUGUCAAAUCCAAAUAGUAAGGGUUGCUAGAGACAAAAA